AUGGUGGAAAGAGACUCAAGCGACGAACCACAGGCAUGGCCGAAUGCCCCUGGUGAGAAAAGCGUCGAAGCUGUCGAGGCGACGUAUGACGACCCAAAACCCGAGGUCGCAAACCCAAGAUCGGAACGGCAGAGAUUAAUCGAUGUCCUGACAUGGACACCGCCGUGGUGUCGAUGGAAUCCAGAGAAGCCGCCCACAUUCUCAAUCUGGCAUAAUGUUCUGUUCGCGUUUGCGGGUGCCUUUACUGUGGGCAAUUUAUACUACAACCACCCAAUCCUGAACAUCCUGGCUGAAGACUUCAACGUGCCCUAUGUCAAGGUGUCACGCAUCCCAACUCUGAUGCAGGCUGGCUAUGCCACCGGACUGCUCUUCGUAUGUCCAUUGGGCGAUUUGCUAAAGAGAAGACCGUUGACCUUGGGGCUCAUUGCAUUCACAGCCACCCUGUGGAUCGGGCUGUGCGUCACUCACUCAUUCACUGCCUUCUGUGCAAUCUCCUACCUGUGUGCCGUCACCACGGUCAUUCCACAGGUUAUGCUCCCGCUGGUCUCGGAGUUGGCACCCCCUCAUCAACGCGCUUUAGCAUUGAGUAUCACCACUUCUGGUAACCUCCUUGGCAUCGUGCUUGCCCGCAUUCUCUCGGGUGUCGUCACACAAUUCACGUCGUGGCGAAACAUCUACUGGAUCGCGCUUGCGUUGCAAUACCUCAUCCUCGUUACACUUUGGUUCUUUAUGCCCGAUUAUCCUUCUUCCAACCCCCAGGGACUGAACUACUUCAAAAUGAUCGGCGGAAUUAUCUUUUUGUACAAGAAGUACGCCGUCCUCGUCCAAGCUGGAUUAAUCAGCUUCUGUAUCUCGGCCUCCUUCACAAAUUACUGGACUACACUCACGUUUCUCCUAGCCGAUUCACCGUACAAUUACUCGCCAGUCGUCAUUGGAUUGUUCGCACUGAUCGGUGUGGCUGGUAUUAUCAUGGGCCCGCUAUACGCCAAAUACCUCAUUCAGCCUUUCGCCCCCCUCUUCUCUUGCAUGAUGGGCUGUGCCGCCAAUCUGAUUGGGGUGGCCGUUGGCACGUAUACGGGCAAGCUCGCGGUGGCAGGACCAAUAAUUGAGGCCUUCACGCUUGACAUGGGCCUCCAAAUUACCCAGGUAGCAAAUCGCGCUGCGAUCCAUGCGAUUGAGCCAACCGGGCGGAAUCGAGUGAACACGGCCUAUAUGCUGUGUACAUUCACGGGUCAAUUGACAGGUACCUCGGCAGGUGCAAAAUUAUACGAGCGUGGCGGGUGGAUUGCGAGUGGGAGUCUUAGUGUGGCUCUGGUGGGACUGACGUUUGUGAUUGCUGCUUUGAGAGGACCGUACGAGCAGGGUUGGAUAGGCUGGCAUGGAGGGUGGGAUGUGAGAAAGCAGAACUUGGCCGAAGCGACGAGCGGACCUUUGCCUAUUGCGGUCCAAGAGUCAAGCAGCUCGACUGAUGAGGAGAAAGGACCACGGUCAUGA
This is a messenger RNA of Fonsecaea nubica, 1494 nucleotides long. RefSeq lists its product as hypothetical. The transcript is spliced from 2 exons. Gene Ontology annotation, biological process: transmembrane transport. Gene Ontology annotation, molecular function: transmembrane transporter activity. Lineage: Eukaryota; Fungi; Ascomycota; Eurotiomycetes; Chaetothyriales; Herpotrichiellaceae. The record is from RefSeq and is a predicted model, not a curated record. Bases 1 to 1494 code for a protein of 497 amino acids.